CGCAGCUCCUUGGCCCAGGCUGAAGUUACAACCAAAGAGAUGGGGCUCUGGCUGUGUGCGCUGGUGCUGGUGCUGAGGGGCCUGUGGCUCCAGCCCUCAGCAGCAGCCCCUUCCUUCAGCAUUGAUUACACAGGUAACAGCUUCCUCAAGGAUGGCGUUAAGUUUCGCUAUAUCUCAGGCAGUAUCCAUUACUUCCGUAUCCCACCUGCCUAUUGGAAGGAUCGGCUUCUCAAGAUGUACAUGAGUGGUCUUAAUGCUGUGCAGAUCUAUAUACCCUGGAACUACCAUGAGCCAUCGCCGGGUGUCUAUAAUUUUGAUGGUGACAGAAACUUGGAGGGAUUCCUGGAUCUGGCUGCCCAGUUUGACUUGCUGGUGAUUUUGCGACCUGGCCCCUACAUCUGUGCUGAAUGGGAGAUGGGUGGCCUUCCAUCCUGGCUCUUGGCGAACCCAAAUAUUACCCUGCGCACAUCUGAUCCAGAUUUCCUGCAAGCUGUGGACAAAUGGUUGAGUGUACUGCUGCCCAAGAUCAAACCCCAUCUCUACAUCAAUGGAGGGAACAUCAUCAGUGUCCAGGUGGAGAAUGAAUAUGGGAGCUACUAUGCUUGUGACUAUGACUAUCUGCGCCACCUGGUGGCUGUCUUUCGUUCCUACCUGGGCAAAAAAGUUGUGCUCUUCACCACUGAUGGCACCAAAGAGUCUGAACUGCAAUGUGGGACACUGAACGGCCUUUAUACAACUGUGGACUUCGGACCAGACGAAAAUGUGACAGAGGCAUUUGAGAAGCAGCGCAUACAUGAGCCGAAUGGUCCACUGGUGAAUUCAGAGUACUACACAGGCUGGCUGGAUUAUUGGGGUGAACUACAUUCUACAAAAAGUGCUGCAGAGGUGGCCCAUGGCCUAGAGAAGAUGCUAGAGUUGGGAGCCAACGUCAACAUGUAUAUGUUCCAGGGCGGUACCAACUUCGGUUACUGGAGUGGCGCAGAUUACAACAACGGCAUCUACAAUCCCAUCACUACUAGUUAUGAUUAUGAUGCACCUCUCUCAGAAGCUGGAGACCCGACUGACAAGCUGUACGCUAUUCGGACAGUCAUUGGCAAGUUUCAGGUGCUUCCUGCAGGACCAAUGCCACCCCCUACACCGAAGUUUGCAUAUGGAUAUGUAUCCCUACCACAGUGUGUGGCCCUGUUGGAUAUUCUAGGCAUUCUUUCACCAUCCCUGCCAUUCUAUUCCUCCUUCCCAGCCACCUUUGAGGCCCUCAAGCAGCCCAGUGGCUUCAUGCUGUAUCGGACAUUUCUCCCACAUGACAUCCAGGAGCCAGUUGUGCUCAGUGCCCCUGAGGAUGGAAUCCAUGAUCUUGCCUACAUUCUGCUCAAUGGAGUGUAUAAAGGGACACUGGAACGGAACAAAGUAAAUGGAAUCAAUAUAUCUGGCCAGUUAGGGGACACUUUGGAUCUGCUGGUGGAGAGCAUGGGCCAUAUCAACUUUGGAGCCAAUGGGAGUGACUUUAAGGUACAUCUCAAAAGGGCCCUUUGCCAGCUUUGUGCUUUGAAUUCUUUCCGUGUUAAUAAGGAUGCAUCUACACUGUAGAAUGAAUGCAGUUUGACUCCCCUUUAACUGACAUGGCUGAAUGUUGUGGAAUCCUGGGGAUUGUAAUUUGGAUCUGCACCACCAUUCCUUGGCAGAGAAUAUUAGACCUAGCACUUACCCGUGGCAGCUGAAGUGUGGUCAAACUGCUUUAAUUCUAUAGUGCAGAUGCACCCCCAAAGAAAGCCAUAGGCUUUGUAGCUUUGUUUUUCAUCUUUUCUAAGAAAGGACGAGAAAGCUACCCUGGCCCUUAAAAGUAGGGGGUGGGGCAUAGGAAAAUUAGUUUCUCCCAGAACAGACUACGCUCUUGCCUUUUGACAUUCUACUCAAGAGAAUGGAAUUGUUCCUUUAAAAAAAUAAGAGUUAAGGUACAGUAUUUACAUUGAUUCAGU
Anolis sagrei ordinatus is the source of this 1976-nucleotide messenger RNA. RefSeq names its product galactosidase beta 1 like (gene GLB1L). The record is from RefSeq and is a predicted model, not a curated record. Gene Ontology annotation, cellular component: vacuole. Lineage: Eukaryota; Metazoa; Chordata; Lepidosauria; Squamata; Anolidae. Gene Ontology annotation, biological process: carbohydrate metabolic process. Gene Ontology annotation, molecular function: beta-galactosidase activity.